Molecule: messenger RNA, 1448 nt
Organism: Prorocentrum cordatum
Lineage: Eukaryota; Dinophyceae; Prorocentrales; Prorocentraceae
Source: the annotation of a GenBank genome assembly
AUGCCCGACCUGAGGGACUACUGCGGCUUCCACUCUGGGAGCUGGCCGGUGGUGCAGGCGGACCGCGCGAGCGCCGUUCGGGAGGUCUUCGAGGCGUACAGCGAGAAGGAGCCCGACGAGGGCUCGCGGAUGUCGCACCGCGACUCCUUGAGGGCUCCGGCGGACUUCGAGAGGGCCUUCCGCGCAGCCUUGGCGCUCGAGGGGCCGGCAUUCGCGCACGCCGACGUCGUUCUUUGCAGCGAACCCGCCAUCGUGUGCGUCAUCGCGCACGAGGAAGGGAAGGCCAUCAUCGGUUACUUCGGGGUCCACGUCGCGUUCAUGCUCAAGGGCAGCGAGCCCCAGCUCGACCUGUACCGCCGCUUCACGGACCAGCUGGCCGGGGACAGCCGCAGCACGCUCGCCACGGUGGCACCGUACAUCUCGAUGCAGUCCCUGUACCACAUGCCGCUCGAGAUUCCCGCGGUGCGCCCGCUGUCGGCCUACACGCUGCCUGCGCGGUACACGGCCAGCAAGCCCGACGAGGUGCUCGUCAACAAGCGACCGAUGGCGUUCUGGGACGUCUCGCACGUGCUCAACGUCUGCGCCCGGGCCGCGGGCGAUUCCGUGCUCUUCAGGGACGCGGGGGAGCUCCACAGCCUUGGAUGUCGUUCGACGACUGGGGCGCCUUCAGGGCGGGCGUCUACUUCCCCUACGACUGGCUCCAGACCAUGACGUUCUACGACUGGGUCAACAUGGGGAUCCCCACCUUCGUGCCGGACACGCCGCUGUACACCUUCAGCAGAGGCACCAACGCCGCGGACGAGUGGGUGGCCGCGCUGUGGCGCGUGCCUGCCUCGGUGUACCCCCACCACUACGGGGACCUCGAGACUGGGACGACACCGUCGGCCGGGCCUACUGGUGGAUGCUCACGGACUUCUGCGCGCUGCCCGGGGUCUCCCGCUUCGCGUCCGCGGGGGAGCUCCUGGUGGCGCUGGGCUCGCGGGAGGGCCUGCGGCGGCGGAGCGGGCAGCUGCGGCAGGGCCACCUGGGCCGCGUGGCCGGCACGGCCGCCUUCUGGAGGCGGGCGCUGCUGCGGGCCCUCGGCGCCUGAGGGGCUGCCGCGGGCCCUCGGCGCCCGCUGCCGCGGCGCGCUGCUGCGACCCCGCUUGCUCGGGCUCCGGGGGCCUCGUUCCUUACUUGGGGUUCCUUAUAGGUCAACGCCUCGACUGUCCUUUGGGUUUGCGCCUGGGUUUUGCCUGCGGCGGCUGGCCGCGCCCCCCGAAGGGCAUCCGCCGCGCGCCGCUGCGGGCCCCGCGCCUGGCGUGGAGGGGUGGGCCCCACUCGGGACGGCCGCAUCUUUGCCUUCCCGUUCCCUGGCUUCGGCCCGCAGUGCACCCGCGGUCACCCUCUGGCCCACCAGGGAGGGGCCUCCCCGCCGCGCCAACAGCUCGAGGACGACGGCACUGCCA